AUGGAUGGUGAACGGAGAGGCCGAAAAAGUGAUUACGUUAUCUACUUUAUCUUCCGAGAUAACCGUGCUUUCGGUAACUGUAGCGCUGGACGAUUGACCUCGAUCCCGCUGCCAUUUAUCUAUCUUCAGUUCGCGUCGAUGGAAGGAAUACUGCACUGUACCAGUGAAGCAGAUUUGAGCACCGCCCUGGUCUGGAUUAGGCCAGAGCAUAGCUUCCUCCCGCGAUUGACCCUCUGA
Molecule: messenger RNA, 237 nt
Organism: Penicillium angulare
Lineage: Eukaryota; Fungi; Ascomycota; Eurotiomycetes; Eurotiales; Aspergillaceae
Exons: 1
Coding region: 1-237 (78 amino acids)
Source: RefSeq, a predicted model, not a curated record